UUCCCGGCAUUCCCUACGAGCGGCGGCUGCUGGUCAUGGCGGACCCGAGAGACAAGGCGCUGCAGGACUACCGCAAGAAGCUGCUGGAGCACAAGGAGAUCGACGGCCGCCUCAAAGAGUUGAGGGAGCAGCUGAAGGAGCUCACCAAGCAGUACGAGAAGUCAGAAAAUGAUCUGAAGGCCUUGCAGAGUGUUGGGCAGAUCGUCGGUGAGGUUCUGAAGCAGCUCACGGAAGAGAAAUUCAUUGUGAAGGCUACAAAUGGACCAAGAUACGUGGUUGGCUGUCGCCGUCAGCUUGACAAAAGUAAGCUGAAGCCAGGGACAAGAGUUGCUCUGGAUAUGACCACUCUGACUAUCAUGAGGUAUUUGCCAAGGGAAGUGGAUCCAUUGGUUUAUAACAUGUCUCAUGAAGAUCCAGGGGAUGUUUCCUAUUCCGAGAUUGGAGGCUUGUCAGAGCAAAUCCGAGAGCUGCGAGAGGUAAUAGAACUGCCACUUACAAACCCAGAGUUAUUCCAGCGUGUGGGAAUUAUACCUCCCAAAGGCUGCUUGCUCUACGGCCCCCCCGGUACAGGGAAAACACUUCUGGCCAGAGCUGUUGCUAGCCAGCUUGACUGCAACUUCCUAAAGGUGGUGUCAAGCUCCAUAGUGGACAAGUACAUCGGUGAAAGUGCUCGGCUGAUCAGAGAGAUGUUCAAUUAUGCCCGGGAUCAUCAGCCCUGUAUCAUUUUCAUGGAUGAGAUAGAUGCUAUUGGUGGUCGCCGUUUCUCCGAGGGCACGUCAGCCGACAGAGAGAUUCAGAGGACUCUGAUGGAGCUGUUGAAUCAGAUGGAUGGAUUUGAUACUCUGCACAGAGUUAAAAUGAUCAUGGCUACUAACAGACCAGACACUCUGGACCCUGCGCUCCUGCGGCCUGGAAGACUGGACAGGAAGAUCCAUAUUGAUCUGCCAAACGAGCAGGCCAGAUUAGACAUUCUGAAGAUUCAUGCAGGUCCUAUCACAAAGCAUGGGGAGAUAGAUUAUGAAGCAAUUGUGAAGCUUUCAGAUGGCUUUAAUGGAGCAGACUUGAGGAACGUCUGCACCGAAGCAGGGAUGUUUGCUAUCCGUGCUGAUCACGACUUCGUGGUUCAGGAGGACUUCAUGAAAGCUGUUAGAAAAGUGGCUGAUUCCAAGAAGCUGGAGUCCAAGCUGGACUACAAACCUGUUUAACUGUCACGUGUGAUUGGCUGCACGCAUCUCACUGGGUUCAUGUGUACACGGAGGAGUAACCUCCCUCUUGGUCAUUGUGGGGUGUUUGUGUAACAUGUAGCUAGGAAUUUGGCUACAAGUUGGCUACAGAAAUGUUUUCUCUACUGUUCUGAAAUGCAACAUUCAUUACAGCCCAGGGUAAGUAAAAAACCUUCUUAGCAAUUAUGGUCUGGAUUUAUAAAGCUGCCUAGAUGGGUUGGCAGUGAGAAAGUAAUUUAAUUUCUUUUUAUAUAUCAGUAAAAUGACUUUCCCCAAACAGUUUAUGAAUAAAACUUGUUUAAAUCUG
This is a messenger RNA of Pogoniulus pusillus (Red-fronted tinkerbird), 1530 nucleotides long. RefSeq names its product proteasome 26S subunit, ATPase 6 (gene PSMC6). The coding region runs from base 36 to 1205 and encodes 389 amino acids. The record is from RefSeq and is a predicted model, not a curated record. Gene Ontology annotation, cellular component: cytosolic proteasome complex; proteasome regulatory particle, base subcomplex. The transcript has 14 exons. Gene Ontology annotation, molecular function: proteasome-activating activity; ATP binding; ATP hydrolysis activity. Lineage: Eukaryota; Metazoa; Chordata; Aves; Piciformes; Lybiidae. Gene Ontology annotation, biological process: positive regulation of RNA polymerase II transcription preinitiation complex assembly.